Striga hermonthica is the source of this 330-nucleotide messenger RNA. Lineage: Eukaryota; Viridiplantae; Streptophyta; Magnoliopsida; Lamiales; Orobanchaceae. The record is from the annotation of a GenBank genome assembly.
AUGGCUGGGGUAGACUCGGUCGAGGUGGAGUUGGAGUUAGAGAAGGUGACGGUAAUAGGAUACGUUGAGCGGAAUAAGGUGUUGAAGGCGGUGAGGAGGGCGGGAAAAAGGGCAGAGUUUUGGCCAUACCCGAACCCUCCACUCUAUUUCACAACGACCAACAAUUACUUCAAAGACACGACAAUCGAGUACAAAGAGAGUUACAACUACUGGCGCCACGGGUACAAUGCCUCCGACCGCCAUGGCUCUCUCCCAGUCACCCAUCGUGGAGAUGACAAAGUAAGCAACUUGUUCAACGAUGACAAUGUCAACGCUUGCCGUGUAAUGUGA